Trichogramma pretiosum is the source of this 656-nucleotide messenger RNA. Its product is annotated as heat shock protein 67B2-like. The coding region runs from base 23 to 613 and encodes 196 amino acids. NCBI's taxonomy places the organism in Eukaryota, Metazoa, Arthropoda, Insecta, Hymenoptera, Trichogrammatidae. The record is from RefSeq and is a predicted model, not a curated record. Gene Ontology annotation, molecular function: thiosulfate-cyanide sulfurtransferase activity. The transcript is spliced from 4 exons. Gene Ontology annotation, cellular component: mitochondrion.
CAUAAAAACAUUGACUGGAAAAAUGUUAGCAAGUAGUUGUGGCAUUCCACGAAGACUCGUGGCGUCGAAUUUCAUUUCGAUAAAAAAAAAUUGUUUACAAUACUCGAGCCUACCGAUUUUUCGAAAACAUUUGAUCGCUGACUCCACCCAUAAAGAAUUGAAAAUAUUCGAACGAUCAUCCCGCUACAUAACCCCAGUUGUUAGCAGCCCGUCAAUUGAAGCGUCAACUCACGUUUCCAACAGAACAAUGAGCGGAGAUAGUAACAAGCCGAAGAAUUUAAACUACGAGGAUAUUUUAGAAGCGCAGAAAAAAGAUGAAAUAUUGAUCAUUGACGUCAGAGAAGACGACGAGAUUCGUGAAACUGGAAAACUUCCUGGAAGCAUUCACAUACCAAUGGGAGAGGUCGCACGCGUUCUAACUACAGUUUCUAGUCAAGAUUUUAAAGAUAAAUAUAGUCAUGAAAAACCUAGUCAAGAUACUCAGAUUAUUUUGAGCUGCAGGUCGGGCAAAAGGAGUGCAAUGGUACAAGCAGAUUUGGAGAAAUUAGGAUACAAAAAUGCCUACAACUAUACAGGAGGUUGGCUUGAUUGGGAAAGUCAUCAAAAUGCAUAAUUUAUAUAGAAUAAUGGCAUAAAUAUGUAAUUUUAAACACCAA